AUGGAAGGUUCAAAAAAACAGUGGAUUAUUGGUUAUUUUAAAGAGGAGCACAAGUAUUCAGUGAUUCCCUCUUACUGGAUAUCAACUGCUAUAUUAAAUGGUACUCCGGGACAUUCCUGUAAAUGGCCUUUAAAACAAAGGGUUACAACAAUGAUGCUGAUGAAAGGAGGUAAACCAUCUGAGGACUGGAAGUCAUACCCUGUUAAAGUCAUUGAACAAUUUGACUCAUAUGAACAAGCAGCAAUGAAGGAAGUAGAAAUAUUUAGGUCUGAGUCAGAAAAUGAAGAAACCUUAAGACGGGGCAAAAGACUGAAAUUAUCCAAAACGACUAAAACUCAAUAUGAUGCAUCAGGUAGUUAUUCUUGCGAAGAAGUCACUCUUAGUGUGUAUAAGAAACCUGCACUUACUAAUGAGAAAAAUAAAACUUCAGAAGUAUACACAAGCAGCAAUAUUUUAUCUAAUACAAGAUCUGAUGCAUUGCAUUCAAUAGGGUAUAAUUUCGAUUCAGAUUUAUCAAAUUAUCAAGAACCUGGUAAUCCUAGCAAUAGUAUGCCCACUUUCACAGAAUUUAUGAAUUCAACAAAUAUGUUCUUGAAUAGAUUGGACAAAAAGUUAGAUGUGCUUUUAGAACAUAUAACACAUCCACCAAGCGCACAAUACUUGCCAUUAGAUGAUUCGGUUUUAAAUAUGUUUCCAUUAAAAGAUAUUGCAGCGAUACAAGAUAUGGAGGAGAACUUACAAAAUGAAGAAUAUAAGCUCAAAUUAACUCAUUUUAUACAUUCAGUUGGUGGAACAAGUUUAAAAAACUUUAUCAAAAGAGUACUUUCAAGACUAUUUACAAAUAAAUUAUCUUCUGUAUGUUCUUGGACAGGAUUUAAGAAUAAUUUUCGAUUAGAUAAUCAUCAAAUUAUGAAGAUAGUAAAACAAAUCGCCUAUGAUAAUUACCAAAUGAACGACAGUAGCUUUGAGUGUCACGUGAAGGAUUGGUUCCGCCAUGGAAGCCAACGUUUGGCACGUGAAGAAAUCAUAAAGCAGUAA
Macrosiphum euphorbiae (potato aphid) is the source of this 1038-nucleotide messenger RNA. Lineage: Eukaryota; Metazoa; Arthropoda; Insecta; Hemiptera; Aphididae. The record is from the annotation of a GenBank genome assembly.